Dermatophagoides pteronyssinus (European house dust mite) is the source of this 2601-nucleotide messenger RNA. Its product is annotated as DNA-binding protein SMUBP-2-like. Gene Ontology annotation, molecular function: 5'-3' DNA helicase activity. The record is from RefSeq and is a predicted model, not a curated record. Lineage: Eukaryota; Metazoa; Arthropoda; Arachnida; Sarcoptiformes; Pyroglyphidae.
AAAAGGGAUUAAUUUCAAAGAUAGUUCUUGAAAUUCAUGUCAUAGAAACAGUUUAAAAUCACAUUCGACAUUUGUAUUGGCGAUUUCAUCAAAAUCUUUUUAAAAAUUACAAUCGAGAAUCGAUUAUUAUUGUCUAAAUCAUUACAUUUAAUUCUAACCAUAGACGAUGGCAGAUAGAAUAAUCAAUCUAGAAGAAUGGGUAGAAAAACAAUUGCAAUUGAUUCGAUUGGAACAUGAAGAAGAAGUUCUAAGAAAUGAAGAUUUACUAACUAAUAAUUCAAUCGAAGAUUUGGAAAAAGCUGGAUUUGCUUUACGAAAUCUACAGAUAACUAACCAAUAUUUAGAUGAUGGCAUCAAUGUUAUUUGUUUAAGCUUACCACAAGAAAAAAAAGAUCAGUUAAAUCUUGAAAAAUGCCGUUUACUUCGUAGUUUUGUCGGUAUCACUUUUGAUGAUGAAACAGAACCAAUUGCAAUAGGACACGCGUUAAAAGUAGAAUCAUCAAAAAUUGAAAUCGAUUGUGAUGUAAAUUUAUCCAAAAAAUAUCCAAACCAAUUUUCACUCAAUUUUGUUAAAGUGGUCAAAGAUAUCACUUAUAUGCGAAUAGUUUUUACGUUGAAAAAAAUGGUUUCACGAUCAUCGGUUGUCUAUUUAAUUGGUUUAUUAAUGGGUCAUAGACCAUUAUUGAAUCCAUUAACAAUGUUGGCGCCAUAUGUUCGAGGUUUACCUUUUUCUAAUGGACAAAACGGAUCAGAAACAAUUGAAUGGUUCAAUACUGAAUUAAAUAAUUGUCAAAAAGGAGCUGUUGAAUUCUCAUUGUAUCAACAACAUUUGGCCGUAAUUCAUGGACCACCCGGUACAGGAAAAACAACAACACUUACAGAAUUGAUUCUUCAAUUGAUUACUAGAGGAUUUCGAGUGAUGGUCUGUGCACCGUCUAAUGUGGCUGUUGAUAAUAUUUUCAAACAGUUAGUCGAUUCAUAUGAUAAAAAUCUAUGUCAAAAAUAUCGUGUUAAACCUGGUUAUUCAUUCGUACGAAUUGGUCAUCCUGUUAGAGUUGAUCCAAAAAUUCGCAAAUAUAUUGUUAAAUCAAAUUCUAAAACGAAAACAAGUGAUUUCGGAAAAAAACAAAUUGAACGAAAGAUUCGAAAGGCAAACGUUUUAAUGUCAACACUUUCGAGUUCGUCUAUCUACCAGGGUCUUCUUAAAAAUUUAUGGAGUGAUAUGGAUUUGAAGAAUUUUUCAUUCGACGUCGUUAUCGUGGAUGAAUGUGGUCAAUCAAGUGAACCAUGUACUUGGAUUCCGUUAUCGUUUGCUGAUAAAUGUAUACUGGCAGGUGAUCAUCUUCAAUUGCCACCAACAAUAUGUUCGCCUGAAGCUGCCAAGGAAGGACUUAAUAUCUCUUUACUCGAACGAGUUACAAAACAAUUAUUUGCUCAUUGUCCACAACAAGUAGUACGAAUGUUAACAGUUCAACAUCGUAUGAACAAAUUGAUCAUGCAAUGGCCUUCCGAUUAUUUUUACGAGAGUCGUUUGGUUGCCGCACCUUUCGUUGCUUCACAUCAAUUGAUAUUGAAAGGAACUAGACGUCCGCUACCAGUUUUACGAUUCGUCGAUACGGUCGGUUGUGAUAUGAGAGAAAUGAAUUCACAAAGUAAAGCAUUCCGCUCAUCAAAGGGUAACAUAUAUGAGGCGAAAAUCGUAUGUAUUAUCAUCAAAAAACUUUUGGAUCAAGGAUUAGCGGCAUCCAAUAUUGGCGUAAUUACGCCCUAUAGAUUACAAACAACUUUAAUCGAAGCCGUUUGUCAACGAGAAUUCUCCCGUCGUAUCAAUAAAGAGUUAGAGAUCAAUUCGGUUGACGGAUUUCAAGGUAGAGAAAAAAAUGUUAUCAUUUAUACUAUGGUACGUUCGAAUAAUAGUGGUUCGAUUGGAUUUCUCGAUGAGGAACGACGUCUAAAUGUUGCUAUCACUCGUGCUCGUCAACAUUUGACUUUGGUUGGCGAUUCCGGUACAGUUACACAACGAUCAAGUGCCCUGAAUUCAUUUAUUGGAUAUUGUUUUCAAAAUGCAAUCAUAGAAAAAGCAAGCGAUUACGAGAGACAAAUGAAUCGAAUGAAUUAUCUGGAUCGAAUAUUUAAUGAAUUCCAAGUAGCCAAACCACGUAGAAAUCGUCGGAAAAAUCGUUCAAAAAAAUCGAAAAAAACUGAACAAAAUAGUAUUCCACCAAUCGAUUCAAAUCUAGCCAAAAUAUUACUUACAUUCCUUAAUAACACCGAAUGGCCAUCAGUACGAUUGCCAAUUCAUUAUAAUCGAAAUCAACUAGAACAUGCCAAAAAUUUUUGCUGCCAAAAUAGAUUCAAAUAUUCCAUUAACAAAGUGCAAAUCCACAAUUUCAAUCAAACACAAGUACAUACACAGAUGAUUAUAUUUCGUUGAAAUUUAGUUGUUCAAUUUUAUCUUGUUUGUUAAUUUAUUUUCAGAUUGAAAUUUAUUAUUUUUUAAAAGAUUCUAAGCCAAUUUAUUAUUAUUUUUUUUUAAUGAAAAGAUUUUUUAUUUCACUUAUUCAUUCAAUAAAUCUUUGCAAAUAAGUUUGCUGGACGUAA